AAACCAAGUGUGGAGCUGAGUGUGAACAAAGCUGAGUCAAGUUGGAAUUGAUUGCGUUACAACGGAGAUGGGUUUGAAGCCUAUAGACUGGUACUGUCGGCCAGAAGCUAAUGGGGUAUGGGAGAAAGCAGGGAGUGGUUUUGGCUCAUACACACCCUGUGCAAUGGACUCUGUGGUCAUCUGCAUUUCUCAUCUAGUACUUUUCGGAUUGAGCUGCUAUCGUAUAUGGAUGAUCAAGAAGAAUUUGAAAGCCCGGAGGUUCAGGUUGAGGUCAAAUUACUAUAACUACUUGUUGGGAUUAUUGGCUGGUUACUCCACUGCUGAGCCUAUGCUGAGGCUGGUGAUGGGUUUAUCUCUUUUUAACCAGUUUGGAAAAAUUGGGUUUGCUGCUUUUGAGAUGACUUCUUUGUUCAUUGAAGCUCUUGCUUGGUUCUCUAUGCUAAUUCUAAUUGGCUUGGAAACUAAGAUAUAUAUUCGGGAAUUCCGAUGGUAUGUGAGGUUUGGAGUCCUUUAUGUCUUGGUAGGAGAUGCUGUGGUGCUGAAUCUUAUACUUGGAGUGACAAAUUCCUACAGCAGAUCUUCCCUGUAUCUGUAUAUAAGCACUGUUUGUUGUCAGGUGUUGUUUGGAAUUCUACUUCUCUUCUAUAUGCCCAAUUUGGAUCCUUAUCCCGGGUAUAUUGUUCUGGAAUCUGAGUCACUUGACAAUGCUGAUUAUGAAGCACUACCCGGAGAAGAUCAAAUUUGCCCUGAACGGCAUGUUAAUAUAUUUUCCAGAAUAUAUUUUGCAUGGAUGACUCCACUCCUGCAGCUAGGGUACAGAAAACCCAUCACUGAAAGAGAUGUCUGGAAGUUGGACACAUGGGAUCAGACCGAGACACUGAUUAAUAGGUUUCAGGAAUGUUGGUUUGAAGAAUCUCGAAAGUCCAAGCCAUGGCUUCUGAGAGCAUUGAAUUGUAGCCUUGGACGAAGGUUCUGGUUAGGGGCAGGCUUUUUCAGGAUAUGCCAUGAUCUCUCUCAGUUUUUGGGUCCCAUGCUAUUAAAUCAUCUUUUGCUGUCAAUCCAACGGGGUGAUCCAGCUUGGAUUGGUUAUAUAUAUGCCUUCUUAAUUUUCAUUGGUGUGUCAUUUGGUGUGCUCCCUGAAUCUCACUAUUACCAGAAUAUUAUGCGGGUUGGCUAUCGGUUGAGAUCAACUUUGGUCGCUGCUAUAUUCCGUAAAUCCAUACAAUUAACACAUGAGGGCCGUACGAAGUUCCCAUCUGGGAAGAUAUUAAAUAUGAUGACUACAGAUGCUAUGGCACUCCAGAGAACUUGCGAACAACUUCAUGGACUAUGGUCUGCCCCUUUUCGUAUCAUCGUAGCUAUGGUUCUUCUUUACCAACAAUUAGGUGUUGCAUCGCUUAUUGGAUCCUUGAUGCUAAUUCUCAUGAUCCCUAUACAGACAACUAUCAUGAGCAAUAUGCGGAAACUGAGAAAGGAUGGAUUGCAACAGACUGACAAGAGAGUGGGCCUCAUGAAUGAAAUUUUAGCUGCUAUGGACACUGUGAAAUGUUAUGCCUGGGAAACGAGUUUCCAGCUGCGAGUUCAAAAUAUACGAAAUGAUGAGCUUUCAAGAUUCCGUAAAGCGCAAUUACUAUCUGCUUUGAACAGUUUUAUUCUCAGCAGCAUCCCAAUUGUUGUGACAGUGAGUUCAUUUGGGGCAUUCACUUUUUUUGGAGGCAAAUUGACACCUGCUAGGGCAUUUACAUCACUUUCUCUUUUUGCACUGCUACGCUUUCCCCUAGAGAGCCUACCCAACUUAUUAAGUCAGGUUGUAAAUGCAAAUGUAUCCUUACAGCGUUUGGAGGAACUUUUGUUAACUGAAGAGAAAAGUCUAGUACCCAAUCCGCCUCUGGAACCAGGCCUUCCAGCCAUCUCAAUUCAGGAUGGGUACUUUUCAUGGGAUUCAAAGGCAGAGAAGCCCACAUUAUCAAACAUCAACUUAGAUAUACCAAUUGGCAGCUUAGUAGCAGUUGUUGGCGGCACUGGAGAAGGAAAGACAUCACUUAUAUCAGCCAUGCUUGGAGAGCUGCCUCCCAUUGCAGAUGCAGGUGUUGUAACUAGGGGGACUGUUGCUUAUGUUCCCCAAGUUUCAUGGAUUUUCAAUGCUACUGUACGUGAAAACAUUUUGUUUGGAUCUGAAUUUGAAGCUGAACGGUAUUGGAAGGCUAUUGAUGUAACUGAGUUACACCAUGACCUAGACUUGCUUCCAGGUCGAGAUUUAACAGAGAUAGGUGAAAGGGGGGUCAAUAUUAGUGGAGGUCAGAGGCAAAGGGUUUCAAUGGCUAGAGCUGUAUAUUCUAAUUCAGAUGUGUACAUAUUUGAUGACCCUUUAAGUGCUCUAGAUGCUCAUGUUGCUAGAGAGGUUUUCAACUGCUGUAUCAAGGAAGAAUUGCAGGGGAAAACUCGGGUGUUUGUCACAAAUCAGCUACACUUUCUGCCACAAGUGGAUGAAAUUAUAUUAGUCUCUGACGGUAUGAUUAAAGAUAAGGGAACAUUUAAGGAUCUCUCUGAAAACAGUUUGUUGUUUCAAAAACUGAUGGAAAAUGCUGGGGAAAUGGAUGAACAUGUAGAAGAAAAGGAACAGAGUAAAACUGAGGUAGUGGUGGAUGACUUGCCAAAAGAUGCGAGCUACACCAAGAAAUGGAAGGGGUUGAAAUCUGUACUCAUCAACCAAGAGGAACGGGAAACAGGUGUUGUAAGUUGGAAAGUUUUACACAGGUAUAAACAUGCAUUAGGAGGGCUAUGGGUGGUCAUGGUACUAUUUACUUGUUAUACACUCACUGAAGUUCUUCGAGUUUCAAGCAGCACAUGGUUAAGUUUUUGGACUGACCAAAGCACGUCCAAGAGUUAUGCACCUGGGUUCUACAUUCUCAUAUAUGCGAUUCUAUCAUUUGGUCAGGUGACAGUGACUCUGACAAAUGCUUUUUGGCUAAUCACUUCAAGUCUUCGUGCAUCCCAAAAUUUGCAUGAUGCUUUGCUACAGGCUAUACUUAAGUCUGCAAUGGUGUUCUUUCACACUAACCCAACUGGAAGGAUGAUCAAUAGGUUUGCAAAGGAUCUGGAUGAUAUAGAUCGCAAUGUAGCUGUUUGUAUGAACUCGUUUCUGGGUCAAGUGUGGCAGCUCCUUUCCAGUUUUGUGCUCAUAGGCAUUGUGAGCACAAUAUCCCUCUGGGCCAUAAUGCCACUUAUAGUUUUAUUCUAUGCAGCGUAUAUCUUCUUUCAGAGCACAUCCCGUGAAGUGAAACGCUUGGAUUCCAUUACCAGAUCUCCGAUUUAUGCACAGUUUGGAGAAACAUUAAAUGGUUUAUCAUCAAUUCGUGCUUAUCAAGCUUAUGAUCGGAUGUCAAACAUUAACGGAAGGUCUAUGGAUAAUCAUAUCAGAUUCUCUCUUGUGAUUGGUGGUUCAAACCGAUGGCUUGCUAUAAGGUUGGAAACACUGGGAGGUAUCAUGAUUUGGGUGGUAGCAACCUUUGCUGUCAUGCAAAAUGCAAGAGCGGAAAACCAAGUACAAUUUGCAUCUACAAUGGGUCUACUUCUCACUUAUACUUUGAAUAUCACAAGUAUGUUGAGUGAUGUUCUUAGACGAGCAAGCAGGGCUGAAAAUAGUUUAACAGCAGUUGAGCGAGUUGGAACAUACAUAGACUUGCCUUCUGAGGCUCCAGCUGUUAUUGAAAGCAACCGUCCUCCACAUGGGUGGCCAUCAUCAGGAUCAAUCAAGUUUGAGGAUGUUGUCCUCCGCUAUAGACCUGGGCUUCCACCCGUUCUGCAUGGAUUAUCAUUUAGAGUUUCUGCUAAUGAGAAGCUAGGAAUAGUUGGAAGAACUGGUGCUGGAAAAUCUAGCAUGAUUAAUGCAUUGUUUCGGAUAGUAGAAAUAGAAAAAGGAAGCAUCUUGAUUGAUGGUUGUGAUGUUGGUAAGUUCGGACUGGCGGAUUUGCGAAAAGUUCUUAGCAUCAUACCCCAAGUACCGGUUCUUUUUACAGGAACUGUUCGGUUUAAUCUUGAUCCUUUCAGGGAGCAUAAUGAUGCUGACCUUUGGGAAGCCCUAGACAGGGCACAUCUAAAGGAUGUUAUUAGAAGGAAUUCCUUCGGUCUUGAUGCUGUGGUUUUGGAGGGUGGUGAUAAUUUCAGUGUUGGACAGAGGCAGCUAAUAAGUCUUGCUAGAGCAUUGCUACGGAGAUCAAAGAUUCUUGUUCUUGAUGAAGCAACUGCAGCUGUGGAUGUCAGAACUGAUGCUCUCAUCCAAAAAACCAUACGUGAAGAAUUCAAAUCAUGCACUAUGCUUGUUAUUGCUCACAGAUUGAACACCAUUAUCGACUGUGAUCGAAUUCUUGUUCUUAAUUCCGGUCAGGUCCUAGAACAUGGUUCGCCAGAAGAACUACUGCUAAAUGAACAGAGCGCAUUCUCGAAGAUGGUCAGGAGUACAGGACCAUCUAAUGCUCAGUAUUUGCAUAGCCUGGUAUUUGAAUGUGAGAAGAAUAAGAUGAAUAUAGAAGAAAACAAACAACUGGUUGGCCAGAGCCAGAGGAGAUGGUUGGCCUCUUCACGCUGGGCAGCUGCCGCCGCUUUGGCUAUUAGUCUCACGUCCUCACAGAACGAUCUCCAAAGGUUAGAUAUUGGAGAUAAGGACAAUAUCCUUACGAAAACAAAAGAUGCAGUUAUAACACUACAGGGUAUUUUGGAAGGAAAGCAUGAUGAAGAUAUAGACACAUCACUAAAUCAGCACCAUAUUCCAAGAGAGGGGUGGUGGUCAGCUAUCUUCAGAAUUUUUGAAGGUCUUGCCGUGAUGAGCAGGCUGUCUGAGAACAGACUUCACCCUUACGUAUAUGACAAUGUGGAAGACCAAUCUAUAGGUUGGAGUUGAACGAGGAAUGGAAAAGAACUGUUUGAUAAUGUACCUGCAAUUUUCUCUGAAUUAAAGUCAUAAGGAAUAAGUGUAUCAAUUCCAGAUAUGGUAUUGUAUAGUUUAGAUGAGUAAGAGUAAGCUAUACUCUGGAUGAAUCAACAGAGCUACAUCGGGCUUAGAAAAGGGAAAAACUUGGGAUCUUUUCUUUUACACAGUUUAAUUAUUUGAAAACAAGAAGACUAGACAUCAACCAAAUUGUUACUUUUAUAGUCUAUUUCAAUUAUAAUGGUCUGUGAUGAGGGGAUCGGUCCUAGCUUCUACAGGAAACAUGAAUGGGAGAUUGGCAACUUUCUUUUUAGGCAAAUCAUAACCUUCUUGCACCUAUUCUAUCUAAUGAUUUGGCUGCAACACGGGUACAACUGUACAACAUAUA
Molecule: messenger RNA, 5315 nt
Organism: Argentina anserina (silverweed cinquefoil)
Lineage: Eukaryota; Viridiplantae; Streptophyta; Magnoliopsida; Rosales; Rosaceae
Product: ABC transporter C family member 12-like
Biological process (GO): transmembrane transport
Cellular component (GO): membrane
Molecular function (GO): ATP hydrolysis activity; ABC-type transporter activity; ATP binding
Source: RefSeq, a predicted model, not a curated record